Messenger RNA from Talaromyces stipitatus ATCC 10500, 1774 nucleotides. Its product is annotated as cation diffusion facilitator, putative. The transcript is spliced from 4 exons. Gene Ontology annotation, biological process: monoatomic cation transport; transmembrane transport. Gene Ontology annotation, cellular component: membrane. NCBI's taxonomy places the organism in Eukaryota, Fungi, Ascomycota, Eurotiomycetes, Eurotiales, Trichocomaceae. The record is from RefSeq and is a predicted model, not a curated record. Gene Ontology annotation, molecular function: monoatomic cation transmembrane transporter activity. The coding region runs from base 1 to 1593 and encodes 530 amino acids.
AUGUCAUCUCCACGACGUCCCACCGGCUUAUGGGAAGCCCAACAACAUCAACGCGCUCCAUCCUCAACAUCCAGCUCCUUCCUAGAAAUAGGGCCACAAAAUGGCUGGCAGAUGAUGUCGACACGUGGCCAGAGCUUACCUGGGUUGCUGAGAAGAUAUUCAUUUUCGGAAGACACCAACAAGAACGACUCAGCCGAUGAUGUGGAAAAUGGAACUCAUGAAGAAACCAUUAGCGGCGUACGGCAUCUUACUGCUUCACCGACAAACGAAAGACCUCGUAGGCGAGGUUCAAUUCUUAUUGGAGAUACGAAGCCGGCGUUUCGAUGGUCCGAUUAUUAUACACCUCCGGAGAAGUUGGUUAAGCUUCGGAAACCCGUUCGGGAAUACUAUGAACGUAUGAACUAUCUCGUUUCCCGAUAUAGUUUCGUCGACCGUCUUCUAGAUUCAUCAAUUGCCCGUGAUCUGCUAGAAGACUAUGAUCGAUUUUGGGCAACCACUCAGCGAAGCCAUUUGCAACCAAUUACAGAGGAGCCACGAGCAAUUUCUCCCAGAUAUGAGAGAGCGCAACCCAACCUAACACCAACCGAGUCUCAGGAUACCGAUCGCGCUCAUCGCCAAUUGAAUGAGAGAACUCCACUGCUACUAUCGGCAGACGAUGCCGACGAGUCGAUGGAGUUUUCUCAGUUUUCUAAAGAACAAGACACUCGCCGUAUCGUCAUGUUGGCCAUUUAUAUUAACCUGAUAGCGAACUUGAUUCUACUAAUUGCCAAGAUUGUGGUCACAUUAAUGACCAGCUCCGUCUCUGUUCUUGCUAGUUUAGUCGAUGCAGCGCUUGACUUUUUGAGUACUGCUAUAGUAUGGAGUACUACACGGCUGACUGUACGACGUGACCGUCAUCGGUACCCGGUUGGUCGUCAGCGACUAGAGCCGUUGGGGGUACUUAUAUUCUCUGUGGUGAUGAUAACUUCUUUCUUCCAAGUUGCGAUCCUCUCGGUGCAGCGACUGGGCGGUGAAGAUCGCAAUUUGGUUGAAUUGACCAUCCCCGCGCUCGCCAUCAUGGGUUCAACGGUAGCCAUAAAGGGCCUUUGCUGGAUUUGGUGUCGAAGGAUCAACAAUUCGAAUGUACAAGCGUUGGCUCAAGAUGCUAUGACGGAUGUUGUGUUCAACAUUUUCAGUAUCAUUUUUCCAUUAAUCGGCACAUUCACCAAUACAUGGUACCUAGACCCCCUUGGUGGUUUUCUUCUCUCAAUGUACGUAAUCGUCAACUGGGCAAGUACUGCCAACGAACAUAUUGCCCACCUAACAGGCGCCGCGGCGUCACCCCUCGACCGAAGCGUAUUACUCUAUACUGUAAUGCGCUUUGCGGAAUGUAUACGCUGGAUCCAGAAUCUGGAAGCAUACUAUUCAGGUGACCGACUAAAUGUUGAAGUCGACAUUGUGCUUGAUGGACACACAAGCUUGCACGAUAGUCAUGAUAUUGGCGAGAGUCUGCAAUAUAUGCUCGAAAGUCAGGUGGCGAAUGUGGACAGGGCCUUUGUGCAUUUGGAUUAUGCGGAGUAUAAUCUGCCAACGCAUGUUGAUCAACACUCUUGACAGUCUCACUUUGGCUUUCCUAGGUAGGUAAAUACAUUUAUAAAAGAAGAUGACAAUGCACAAACGGUAUAUAUUCCAAUGGGCAACUAUCAAAUUUUUGAACAUCUCAAACAAUCCAAUCCAACCUGUCUUCCUAACUAUCAAACAAAAUUGCGGAGACAUGAUGAAAUUAAAUAUCCGA